AACGGUUCUUUCUUUACGAUAUAUAUUUAUUAUUAUUAUAUUAGUAUAAUUCUCUGUCUCUCAUUUGCAGCCGCCAGCCUAACCCUCUCAUCGAUCCCCCAAUGGGCUUGGAUACCGAGUCGGGUAAAUCAGUAGCACCCAUGGAUUUGGAUUCUGUGUCGGAUAAAUCAUCACCACCACCAGCUGUCGAAGAAGAGAGGCCCAUUAAGAGAGGAAAGCAUCCGGUAUUUGGUACUAGAAUUGCGGAUUCUGAAAAAUAUAGAGAAACUGCUUUGAAUCACUAUUCACAGCUAACUAAACCUGAACAACGUAGGUGCUUAUUAACGGCUUGCUCCUCAAUCAUAUGUCAGGAGAUGGAUUUUCAAUGGAAAAAUAAAACGAUCUUGAGCGAGGACGACAUGGUGAAGAUAAAGGAAUUGGCAUUAAAGAAGGCUGAGAGUAUAGGCGAAGACGCCUCUGCGCAACAUGCUCGUAUCAGAAAGACAGCAGUGCAACCAUGCAUAAUUAAUGAUGAAAUAAGAAAUGAAAUAAUUAAGAGAGCUCAAGAUUAUUGGAUGAAGAUGGAGGAGGCGACGAAGUGUCUGCGGGAAAACCCUUUCAAAAAUAAACUCAAAAAUAAAUCUGAUGAUCAAGGAGCUUGUUCAGUAACAAAGUUCCAUCAGUCUGAUGACCAACAAAGAAAAAGAGUUCAGGUUGUUGCCCAAAAGAAAACCACACCAUGCACCAAGUAUAUCCGUGUCAAUAGAAAAGAGGUCCGACAUAGGUGCGACGCAGUUUCCUGA
Molecule: messenger RNA, 782 nt
Organism: Erigeron canadensis
Lineage: Eukaryota; Viridiplantae; Streptophyta; Magnoliopsida; Asterales; Asteraceae
Exons: 6
Coding region: 102-782 (226 amino acids)
Source: RefSeq, a predicted model, not a curated record